AUGGGUACCGGCAAGAAGGAGGCUGCCCGCAAGACCCGCCAGGGCAAGGUUGGCGAUGGCAUGGCCAACGUCAAGGUCAAGGGCGAGAACUUCUACAGAGAUGCCAAGAAGGUCAAGAAGCUCAAUGUCCUCACCAAAGGAACCGCCCAGCGCAACGCCGCCGGCGACAUCACAAAAGCCGCCGUCUUCCAGUCGCGUGAGAGACCCUCGGCUCGUAUCGAGCCCAACCGCAAGUGGUUCACCAAUACCCGUGUCAUUUCUCAAGACGCCCUCUCCGCUUUUCGUGGCGCCGUACAGGCUCAGCAGAAUGACCCUUACUCAUACCUGCUUAAGCAGAACAAACUGCCCAUGAGUUUGAUCAAGGAUGACGAGACCAAGAAGAAUGGCUUGAAGCAACACCAGGCAAAGAUCGCCGUCGAAACCGCUCCUUUCUCAGACACUUUCGGUCCCAAGGCACAGCGCAAACGUCCGAAGCUUGCCGUCAGCUCUCUUCUCGACCUCGCUGGCGAGUCGGACAAGAUGCACGAGACUUAUCUUGAUCGCCUCGAGCAAGCUCGUCUUGCUAGUGGACAAGCUACCGACGAUGGCCAAGAGAACGAAGCUGACGGUGCUCUGACUGCUGCAAGAGAAGCCAUCUUCUCAAAGGGCCAGAGCAAGCGUAUCUGGAACGAGCUCUACAAAGUCAUCGAUUCGAGUGAUGUUGUCAUUCAUGUUCUGGACGCCAGAGAUCCUCUCGGUACUCGUUGCCGAAGUGUUGAAAAGUACAUUCGCGAAGAAGCUCCUCACAAGCAUCUCCUCUUCGUCCUCAACAAGUGUGAUCUGAUCCCCACAAGCGUUGCUUGGCUCAUGGAGGCUCUCUUAGUUAUGAUUCACACAUCUCCUUCUUUUGUGUCUUUUCCUUCUUACUUCUUGUGUUCCCACACAUCUACGAUUCCAUCUCCAUCUAUGAAUUGUACUGACCACAGAUUCAGNGCCAACUGGGUUCGCUUACUCGGCAAGGAAUAUCCUACUCUUGCUUUCCACGCUUCGAUCAACAACUCAUUCGGCAAGGGUUCUUUGAUCUCGCUUCUACGCCAGUUUUCUGCUCUGCAUUCCUCGCGCAAGCAGAUUUCGGUUGGUUUCAUUGGAUACCCCAACACUGGCAAGUCUUCCAUCAUCAACACUCUCCGCAAGAAGAAGGUGUGCAAUGUUGCCCCUAUCCCUGGUGAGACUAAGGUCUGGCAAUACAUCACUUUGAUGAAGCGUAUCUACCUCAUCGACUGCCCUGGUGUCGUCCCCCCAAACAUGGGCGAUACAGACGAGGACAUUCUUUUGCGUGGUGUUGUUCGUAUUGAGAACGUUGAGAAUCCCGAACAGUAUGUUGCUGCCGCGCUCAAGAAGUGCAAAAGACACCACAUCGAGAGAACCUACGACGUUCGCGAUUGGGAGACACACACUGAGUUCCUUGAGCUUCUCGCUCGCAAGGGUGGUAAGCUGCUGAAGGGUGGUGAAGCCGACAUGGAUAGUGUUGCCAAGAUGGUUCUCAAUGACUUCCUUCGUGGCAAGAUCCCUUGGUUCACCCCACCACCAGCUUCUGCAGCCGCAUGGGCUGCCGCUGAAGAGGCAAAGGCUGAGAUCCAGACCGAAAUCAUCAAGAAGAGAAAGCGUGCAGUCACAGAUGAAGAUGGAGAAGCCGAAGAAGAGGAUGGCUCCGUCGAGGACGAAGAGGAGGAGGAAGACUUUGCAAGCUUCACGAGCGAUGAGGAAGACGAGAAAGCUGCUGGUGAGGGUGUCGCCAUCGAAGCAACCGAGGAAGGUUGA
Molecule: messenger RNA, 1800 nt
Organism: Aureobasidium musti
Lineage: Eukaryota; Fungi; Ascomycota; Dothideomycetes; Dothideales; Saccotheciaceae
Source: the annotation of a GenBank genome assembly